CCUCUCUUGACAUAAAAGAGCUGUAAGCCGUGUUGACAAAAUAUCUACUGUAUUUACACACCACUAUACAGAGAGUAAUUUAUUUGCAAAAAAAGGAAAGAAAGCACCUCGUGGCUGAAGAUCAGAUUCAGCACAGAGAGCGAGAGUGAGCCUGGAAACAUCUGGAGACAUAAAGCUGGAAUCGUGUGCUUUAAUUUGUCUGAACGCACUGGGCUUCAGAGGACCUGAAUGAGAGCAGCCGGUGCUCAAAGUCAAUGAAUCAUCAGAGGGAUUUUCUCGCUGAUGAAGAUGAACUUUGGGACAGUUGUGAUCUCUGCGGGUCUGUGCGGGCUGCUCAGCUUCAUCCUGCUCGCCGUGUCCAUCGGCACUGAAUACUGGUACAUUAUAGAUGUGGAUGAAGGGAAGAACUCCAGCCUGGAGUACAGCAGCUCUCACUCCGGACUCUGGAGGAUAUAUGAAGGACAGAACGGCAGUUACCACGACAUUUCGUUCUACACAGACUCGUCCGACCACACCGAGCAGGAGAAGCACCUUUUGAACUUGCACAGGGUCAUCGUGGUCCUGUUGCCUCUCAGUCUGGUGCUGCUGGUCUUUGGUGGGAUCUUCGGUCUGGUGGCGUCUUUGGCUCAGAGCUGCACUCUUCUCACCUGCAUCGCUGCAUACUUCCUCAUCUGCAGUCUGUUGACGGUGUCCGGUGUAAGCAUCUAUAUCAGUUAUUCUCAGCAGGCUUUAGAGGAGCUGCAGCACAUGGUGGAUAUUGAGUCACUGUCUCACGUCCACAUGUCCUUCGGCUGGUCUCUGGUCAUGGCCUGUCUGUCCUUCUCCCUGGAGCUGCUGACGGGGAUCCUGCUCAUGCUAGCGUCCCGUCUCAUCCACCGUCAGUGCCACCACGAGCCUGUUGCAGUGCUCUCCAUGAGCCAGAGCUCACCACAGCUUCUGAGACUGCAGUAAUGAUGAUGAUCAAUCUAUCUAUGGCCUUAUCAAGAGAUGAGUUUGUGCCGCAAAGUAAAAAUGGAGAGCGCUAGAUUGCAAAUGAGACAGCUGCAUCAAUUAUUGAAUGAGAGUGCUCAGUCGAGGUCUGCCAAAUUUGUCUGCUUCACUCGACUGUGUCAGUGCAAUCACGUUUUCCUCAAGGCUUCUAGAAACACAUUUUCCUGAGCUAACCGGUGUCAUGUGGCAUGCAUUUACUGUACAUACACUCUUAAAAAUUAAAGUUCCAAAAGGUGUUUUUCCAGCGAUGCCAUAGAAGAACCAUUUAUGGAUCCCCAAAGAACCUUUUAGUCAACAGUUACUAAAAGAACCAUUUU
This is a messenger RNA of Carassius carassius (crucian carp), 1307 nucleotides long. RefSeq names its product transmembrane protein 235-like. The record is from RefSeq and is a predicted model, not a curated record. The transcript has 5 exons. Gene Ontology annotation, cellular component: apical plasma membrane. Lineage: Eukaryota; Metazoa; Chordata; Actinopteri; Cypriniformes; Cyprinidae. The coding region runs from base 283 to 951 and encodes 222 amino acids.